UUGACUCCACACACCAGAGGAAGUAUCUACACGACACUAUUUAGGAAAGGAACAACUUCAACCCAAGCAUGGACAGCAGGCUUGAUUCUGGCAGGCCAAAUGAUGAUGAGGUCAGGAUUGUGAUAGUGGGGAAGACUGGAACUGGAAAGAGUGCUACUGGAAACACUAUUCUGGGUCGUGAAUGCUUUGAGUCCAGAUUCAGUGCCGUGUCUAUGACUGAAGAGUGUUCAAAAGGCAAAGUUAAAGUGGAUGGGCAGCAGAUUGCUGUCAUUGACACCCCGGGGCUGUUUGAUACCAGGUUCGAUAAGGAGAGAACUACUAAAAAUAUAUGCCAGUGCAUCUCCUAUGCUUCUCCAGGGCCCCAUAUCUUCUUGGUGGUCGUCAGACUGGGCAGAUACACUGAAGAGGAAAAACAGACGGUGCAAAAUAUUCAAAAAAUCUUUGGCCACGCAGCAGACAAAUACAGCAUGGUUCUCUUUACCCAUGGGGACCAACUUGAAGGCACCACUAUGGAAGAGUUCUUAGAAGAAAGCCCAGACCUGCAGGAACUCGUGGCCAGAUGUAAUGGUCAGUACCACGUCUUCAAUAAUAAACUGAAGGAGCACUCUCAGGUCACUGAGCUGAUCCAGAAGAUCAGAGAGAUAGUCCAGAAGAACGGAGGAAGUCACUACACCAACGAGAUGUUCCAAGAGGCUGAGAGGGCGAUUGAAGAGGAGAAACAACGCAUCCUGAGAGAGAAAGAAGAAGAAAUACGAGAAAAAAUUGAAAAAAUGGAGAGAGAAAUACAGGAAAGAUAUAAGAAACAGAUGCAGAAAUACAACGAACAACUCCAGGCUGAGAGAGAGACGGAGAGGGAGGAGAGAGAAUGGGAGAUGAAGAAAUUAAAGGAGAAGUGUGAGAGAGAACUGGAGGAAGAAAGACACAAGAUUCAGUCCUGGUGUCAAAAUGAGGCCAGAGAUGAAGCUGAGGAGUUUAAUCCAUUAUAUCAUCUGAUACGAAUCGGAGACGUAGUUGCCGAUGCUGGCAGGAGGAUUUUUGAAGAAAUCAAACAACUGGAAAGGGCAAUUUUUAGCCUGUUCAAAUAAAAACAUGAACAUCACAGAAGUGUUGGUAGUAGAGUAGUAUAGUAUAGUCUCACACUGCCAUCUACUGUUCUUUUAUAUUUUUUAAUGCAAGAUCUUAGUUCAACACAGGUUAAAAAUGUGUAUUAGUAACAUUAAAUAAAGAAACACACAAUGUUUGAUUAUCAGUGACUUCUGUUUUCCGUUUAGAAAUUCAAUUUGAACUAAUGCUCUUGUUUAUUUGUUUUCUGCAUAUAAAUAUUAACUACAAUGCAGAAAACAAAUAACCAGAUUUUAUUGUAAUCUUUCUAUCAUUGAUUUAGUUUUCACUUUGUCAACAAGGUAUUUUCUUUUAAUGGAUUUUGUUGCUGAGUUAUGUUUAAAUGCUGAGCUGAACUUGAAGUAAAGAUAUGAUGAUAAAAUUAAACCCCAGAAAGUUGAUUCUGUUCAUCUGAACGUAGUGUUUUCACUGGGAGAAACAUUUCGUCACUCAUCCAAGUGACUUCUUCAUUCUCACACGAAUGCAGAUUUCCCCAAAUGAAACUAGCACCUCUGUGAAAUUAAAGUAAACCUUUUUGUGAAGCAAAACAUUUCUGUCCACUUGGAGUCUAACACUGAAUAAACUCUGGACACCCUGAAUCAGUCAAAUUUAUAUUGAAUGCUUUUCUUUUCCGUCUCACUGUAAGCUACUGUGUGUUUUAGCCAGUUUUACAGCUUUCUUCGUUUUCUUUGUUUGGUUUUGCAACAGUAUCUGUUUUUGUGUGGAUAGCCAGUAUGUAUUCUAUAAUGCAAAUUUUUACAAAGUUUCUAAUUUCAAUGAUCUGUUGAAACCAAACUUGAGGAAAAAAUGAUCAGUAAUAAUUUAAUAAAUAAUCUUGGACUGACUAUGAAGAAAGUUGUAUCUUUGUUUUAGAGGGACAAAGGUGAAGAAGUGGUGUUUUUUACUGUACUUUAUGACACUUUACUCAUUUUUGUUGUUUCCAAUUGAUGGUGCUCUGCUCUGUAUUCCACUUCAA
Molecule: messenger RNA, 2077 nt
Organism: Oreochromis aureus
Lineage: Eukaryota; Metazoa; Chordata; Actinopteri; Cichliformes; Cichlidae
Product: GTPase IMAP family member 9-like
Exons: 2
Coding region: 69-1085 (338 amino acids)
Molecular function (GO): GTP binding
Source: RefSeq, a predicted model, not a curated record